GCACGCACAGGGGCCCUGGCACGCCUGAGCCAUGAUUGCCGCAGCCUUCCUGGUGCUGCUGAGACCCUACAGCAUCCAGUGUGCCCUCUUCCUGCUCCUGCUCCUGCUGGGCACCAUCGCCACGAUCUUGUUCUUCUGCUGCUGGCACCGCAAGCUCCAGAAAAGCAGACACCCCAUCAAAUCCGUCUUCUCGGGGCGCUCAAGGAGCCGAGAUGCUGUUAUGAGAACCCACCACUUUCGCUCUGAGGUAAUUUAUUUAGCACGCAAUUUCAAGGGCUUCAGAUCAAGUCCUCGUCAUGCCAGAAGACGCGUAGCAGCUCGCAUCGAAGAAACACAGCCUAUAGUGGAAGCUCACCACUUAAGCGAGCAGGAAACUUCUGUAAGAAAAAGAAAGAUCAAGAAAAGCAGCCGAGUUCAACCAGAAUUUUAUCAUUCUGUUCAAGUUACCCCAACAAGAAAACCUAGCUCCGGCAACGCGUCCUACCGCUGCUCCAUGUCUUCCUCCGCGGAUUUUUCGGACGAGGACGACCUGAGCCAGAAGUCGGGCACGGUGUCGCCGGCGCCGGGGGACACGCUGCCCUGGAACCUGCCCAAGCACGAGCGGUCCAAGCGGAAGAUCCAGGGCGGCUCCGUGCUGGACCCCGCCGAGCGGGCCGUGCUCCGCAUCGCCGAUGAACGGGACAAAGUACAAAAGAAGACCUUCACAAAAUGGAUAAAUCAGCAUCUCAUGAAGGUUCGAAAGCAUGUAAAUGACCUAUAUGAAGAUCUAAGGGAUGGACAUAACUUAAUCUCCCUUUUGGAAGUCCUUUCAGGAGACACCUUGCCAAGAGAGCGAGAUUUUUUGAAGACCUUACGGUUGCCCCGAGAAAAAGGCCGGAUGCGUUUUCACAGACUCCAGAACGUCCAAAUUGCACUUGACUAUUUGAAAAAACGCCAGGUGAAACUGGUUAACAUUAGGAACGAUGACAUAACAGACGGGAAUCCCAAAUUGACUUUGGGGUUGAUAUGGACCAUAAUUUUGCACUUUCAGAUAUCAGAUAUCCACGUUACUGGAGAGUCAGAAGACAUGUCUGCUAAAGAGAGAUUGCUCCUGUGGUCACAGCAGACAACCGAGGGUUAUGCUGGAAUCCGUUGUGAAAAUUUCACUACCUGCUGGCGUGACGGAAGAUUAUUUAAUGCCAUCAUUCAUAAAUACAGGCCGGACCUGAUAGACAUGAAUACCGUUGCUGUUCAAAGCAACCUUGCAAAUUUAGAACAUGCUUUUUUUGUAGCAGAAAAACUUGGUGUUGCCAGACUUCUGGAUCCUGAAGAUGUUGAUGUUUCCUCACCUGAUGAGAAGUCAGUAAUAACUUAUGUGUCAUCACUUUAUGAUGCCUUUCCCAAAGUACCAGAAGGUGGUGAAGGCAUCAGCGCAAAUGAUGUUGAAGUCAAAUGGGUUGAAUACCAGAAUAUGGUAAACUACCUCAUGCAGUGGAUCAGGCACCAUGUUACAAUAAUAUCUGACAGAACAUUUCCCAACAACCCUGUGGAACUGAAGGCACUUUAUAAUCAAUAUUUGCAGUUUAAAGAAACAGAAAUUCCACCAAAGGAGAUAGAUAAAUCAAAAAUUAAACGUCUAUAUAAACUGCUAGAGGUCUGGAUAGAAUUUGGACGCAUCAAACUUCCUCAAGGCUAUCAUCCAAAUGAUAUAGAAAAAGAAUGGGGAAAGCUUAUUAUUGCUAUGCUGGAAAGAGAGAAGACCCUUCGGCCUGAAGUGGAAAGGUUGGAAAUGCUGCAGCAGAUUGCAAACAGAAUUCAGCGGGACAGCCUGAGCUGUGAGGACAAACUGAUACUCGCCCGGAACGCUCUGCAGUCUGAUGCCAAGCGACUAGAGUCAGGGCUCCAGUUCCAAAAUGAAGCAGAGAUAGCUGGGUAUCUUCUUGAGUCUGAGAACCUUCUCCGCCAGCAAGUGAUCGAUGCCCAAAUUCUUAUCGAUGGAAAAUACUAUCAGGCAGACCAGCUUGUGCAGAGGGUUGCAAAACUUCGUGAUGAACUGGUGGCCAUAAGGACUGAAUGUUCUUCCGUGUACAGCAAGGGGCAUGCACUGACAACAGAGCAGACAAAGCUGAUGAUAUCAGGAAUAACUGAAAGCUUAAACUCAGGAUUUACAACAAACCUAACCCCUGAAUUAAGUGCUGCAAUGACCCAAGGUUUAACACCUACUUUGACUUCCUCGAGCUUGACGUCUGGCCUUUCAUCAGGUCUUACUUCCAGAUUGACACCAGCCAUCACUCCUGCUUAUACACCAGGCAUCCCACCGCGGUUAAUUCAAAGUUAUGUGCCAGGAGUAGACAGUGGGACUCUGCAAACACUCAAACUGACGCAAAUCAGAAAACCUCUUAUGAAAUCAGCUUUUGUGGAUCAGAAUUUAACAGAAGAAGAGGUCAACAUGAAGUUUGUCCAAGACCUAUUAAGCUGGGUGGAAGAAAUGCAGGUGCAACUUGAUCGAGCAGAAUGGGGUUCAGAUUUACCAAGUGUUGAAAGCCAUUUAGAAAAUCACAAAAAUGUCCACAAAGCUAUUGAGGAAUUUGAAUCCAGCCUCAAAGAAGCGAAAAUCAGCGAGAUCCAAAUGACUGCCCCUCUUAAACUCAGUUAUGCAGAAAAAUUGCACAAACUGGAGAGUCAGUAUUCAAAACUGUUGAACACCUCAAGAAAUCAGGAAAGGCACCUAGAUACUCUUCACAAUUUUGUGUCCCAUGCUACUAGAGAGCUGAUAUGGCUGAAUGAAAAGGAAGAGGAAGAGGUUGCAUAUGACUGGAGUGAAAGAAAUACUAAUAUAGCAAGAAAAAAGGAAUAUCAUGCAGAAUUAAUGAGAGAACUUGAUCAAAAAGAAGAAGUUAUUAAAUCUGUUCAAGAAAUAGCUGAGCAAUUGCUUCUUGAAAAUCACCCAGCCAGGCUAACUAUUGAGGCCUAUAGAGCUGCAAUGCAGACACAGUGGAGCUGGAUUCUACAGCUCUGUCAUUGUGUUGAGCAACAUUUGAGAGAAAAUGCUGCGUAUUUUGAGUUUUUCAAUGAUGCCAAAGAGGCUAUGGACUAUUUAAAGAAUUUAAAAGAUGCCAUAUACAGAAAAUACACGUGUGAUAGAUCUAGCAGCCUUCAUAGACUGGAAGACCUUGUCCAGGAAUCUAUGGAAGAAAAAGAACAACUCCUGCAGUAUAAGAGCACAGUAGCAGGCCUUGUGGGGAGAGCAAAGGCAAUAAUUCAGCUGAAGCCAAGGAAUCCUGACUGUCUACUCAAAACAUCCAUCCCAAUUAAAGCCAUCUGUGACUAUAGACAAAUUGAGAUAACUAUUUACAAAGACGACGAAUGUGUGUUAGCAAACAACUCCCAUCGUGCUAAAUGGAAAGUCAUUAGUCCGAGUGGUAAUGAAGCCAUGGUUCCAUCUGUAUGCUUUACAGUUCCUCCACCAAACAAAGAAGCAAUAGAUACAGCUAACAGGAUUGAACAGCAGUUUCAGAAUGUCCUGGCCCUUUGGCAUGAAUCACAUGUAAACAUGAAGAGUGUGGUUUCCUGGCAUUACCUGACAAAUGAAAUUGAAGCUGUUCGAGCUGGCAAUGUUGCUUCGAUAAAAACAAUGUUGCCAGGUGAACAUCAGCAGGUACUAAGCAAUCUGCAGUCCCGCUUUGAUGACUUUGUGGAAGAUAGCCAGGAGUCCAAAAUCUUCACAAGCUCUGAUAUAGCACAACUAGAAAGGGAGGUUAAUGUUUGCAAGCAAUACUAUCAAGAACUUCUGAAAUCUGCAGAAAGAGAGGAGCAGGAAGAAUCUAUUUACAAUCUUUACAUCUCAGAAGUCAGAAAUAUCAGACUUCACCUGGAGAGUUGUGAGGAGCGGUUGAUCCGGCAGAUCAGAACCCCAAUGGAAAGGGAUGAUCUACAUGAAAGUGUGUUUAGAAUUUCAGAGCAAGAGAAACUGAAGAAAGAACUGGAUCGACUCAAGGAGGACUUGGGAGUAAUCACUGAUAAAUGUGAAGAGUUUUUCAGUCAAGCUGCUGGUUCACCUUCAGUCCCUACUCUGCGCUCCGAACUCAAUGUUGUUAUUCAGAACAUGAACCAAGUUUAUUCCAUGUCUUCCAUUUAUAUAGAUAAGUUAAAAACUGUAAAUUUGGUGCUUAAGAACACCCAAGGAGCAGAAACACUAGUAAAGCUUUAUGAAACUAAGCUCUGUGAGGAAGAAGCAGUGACUGCUGACAAAAAUAAUAUUGAGAAUCUCAUGGGCACAUUAAAGCAAUGGAGAUCUGAAGUGGAUGAGAAAAGAGAAGUAUUCCAUGCCUUAGAGGAUGAAUUGCAGAAGGCAAAGAUGAUCAGCGAUCAGAUGUUUAAAAUGCACAAGGAACGUGAUCUUGACUUUGACUGGCAUAAAGAAAAAGUGGAUCAGUUGGCUGAGAGGUGGCAAAAUAUUCAUUCUCAAAUUGAAAAUAGGCUGCGUGACUUAGAAAGUAUUAAUAAAUCUCUAAAAUACUACAAAGAUACUUACAAUUCACUGGAUACUUGGAUUCAGCAAGUGGAAGAUACUCAGAGAAAGAUUCAAGAAAUCCAUCCUGAAAAUAGCAAAGCAUUGGCUAAACAGCUGAACCAACAUAAGAUGCUGGUUUCUGAGAUUGAAAUGAAACAAAGCAAAAUAGAUGAAUGCCAGAAAUAUUCAGAACAAUACUCAGCUGCUGUGAAGGACUAUGAGUUGCAGACUAUGACCUACAGAGCUAUGGUUGACUCCCAGCAAAAAUCUCCAGUGAAACGCCGAAGAAUGCAAAGCUCAUCAGACUUUAUUAUUCAAGAGUUCAUGGAUUUACGGACUCGUUAUACUGCCUUAGUGACCUUGAUGACCCAGUAUAUUAAGUUUGCAGGAGACUCUCUGAAAAGACUGGAAGAGGAGGAGAAAUCAAUGGAAGAAGAAAAGAAAGAACAUGUUGAGAAAGCUGGGGAUUUACUGAAAUGGGUGUCAAACCUCAGCAAGACACUCAGCAAGGAAGAAGGAGAAAAGGCUGAAAAGGCAGACUUGCCUAAGCAGCAGAUUUCCCUGGAUGAAAUGUCAACCAAGAAAGAACAAAUAGCUGAAGCUCUGCAGACUACUCAGUCAUUUUUAGCCAAGCACGGUGACAAAAUGACAGAUGAAGAGAGAAAUGAAAUGGAAAAGCAAGUCAGAUCCCUCCAGGAGAGUUACAGCUUAUUAUCCAAUGAAGCUUUGAAACAACUGCAGGAAGCACAGUAUUUGAGUGAUGAAAAGAUGGAAGAAAAGGUGAAUAAAGUCAUUGCUGGUAUCAUUGACCAAACGACUGGAGAAGUCCUUUCAGUCUUUCAGUCUGUUUUAAAAGGUUUUAUUGACUAUGGCACUGCAAUUAGAUUGCUUGAGAAUCAGCUGAUUCUAUCUGGAAUCAUUUCUCCAGAAUUAGGAGUAUGUUAUGAUCUGGAAGAAGCUAAAGCUCAUGGCCUAAUUGAUGAGCAGACUCUAUUGGAAUUGCAGGAAUUAAAUAAUGCGAAGAAGCUUAUUUCAGAAUCAUCACUAAUAAAUCUUCCAGUUGUAUCAGCUUUAGAUCAAGGUCUAAUUUCAGAAUCUUUGGCCAUUAAAAUUCUUGAGAAUCAGCUUUCAAGUGGGCACUUGAUUUUGCCAUCUACUGGAGAAAACCUGACUUUACAGAAGGCUUUCCAGAGGAACCUAAUUCCUCCAACAUUAUAUGCAAAGCUUCUGGAAAGACAAGACACAUGCAAAGAUCUCAUAGACCCUAACUACACUGAAAAGAUUUCCCUUGAACAGAUGGUUAAUAGAAGCAUAAUACAUGAAGAAACAGGGUUAAGACUCUUACCCGUGAAACCACAAGAAAAAGGCAGAAUCACAUUCAAAUGUGGAAGGAAGAUAACUGUUUUGAGGGCAGCCCAUGAAGGACUCAUUGAUCGGGAAACAAUGUUCAGGCUGCUGGGGGCUCAGUUAAUGUCUGGGGGUAUAAUUGACUCUGACUCAGGGAAGCGAAUAACUGUGGAAGAAGCCAUGAAACAAGGGAUGAUAGAUCAGGACACUGCUUGUGGGAUUCUCACACAUCAGGUUCAGACUGGUGGAAUCCUUUGUUCAAAUUCAGGCAAACGCUUGACUGUUGAUGAAGCUGUGCAGUGUAACUUAAUAUCAUCCACCAGUGCAUUACUGGUAUUAGAAGCACAAAAAGGCUUUGUUGGCCUAAUUUGGCCUCAUACUGGUGAAAUAUUCCCCAUAUCCACUUCUUUGCAUCAAGGGAUGAUAACAAAUGAGCUGGCCUUCAAAAUACUAAAUGGAAGGCAGAAAAUAGCUGCGCUUUACAUUCCAGAAACUUGUGAAGUAGUCAGUCUAGAUAAGGCUGCACAAUCAGGGGUAAUAGAUGUCAAUACUGUAUCUGUUUUAAACAGUGUGAUUUUACCGGAUAAAAUGCCUAAUGUAGAAGAAUUAGAAUCUCCAUGUAAAAAUGCUGCAAAAUGGUUAUCAACGUAUGAGCCUCAGCCAUCUGUAUUUCAUGACUAUCAGGAGGAACUUGAAGGUUCUGGCACAGAAGACCAUGUAGAUCAUAGUUUGGACCAAGCUAAGAAACUAUUCAUAUCUUAUCUAAUGGUAAAUAGUUACAUGGAUGCAAACACUGGAGGAAGACUUUUAUUAUAUGACGGAGAACUGCAAGAAGCAAUCAAUACGUUAUUAGAAGGUGAUGCAUACAAUACUGAUGUGUCAGAAAUGGAGUUUAGUGACAAAUACAUAAGCCCCAAAGAAAUUAAUUUAAAGUCAGCUGGCAAUGUCCACUUAAGUAAUGUCACAAACAAUGUCCAGGGUAAUCUUUCAGGUGUUGAGAAUACUUCUAAUGGCAUGAAAUUAAUUCAGUUGGAGGAUUUGGAGAAUAAUAAAGAUUCGCAAGGAAAAGACAUUCAUAUAUGUAGACCUGAUGUUUGUAAUGCUAGUACCAAGCAAUCAGAAUAUACACAGGAGAUUUUGUUAACUAAACCUGCAGAAGUUAAAAACGUAGUAGGUAGUAUUCAAAAUUCUGUAAACAAAAAUGCAUUCUCUAAGAGUCUUCUGGAGUAUUCUGAAUGGACAAAAGUAGAACUGUGUAAGCCUAAGGAUCAGAAGGCAAAUUCAGGAAAUAUUGAAGGAUAUCUUCCAAAUGACUCAAACUCAAACCUUAUUUCAGAAAUAGAAGAGGAAAACAUACAUGUGCCAGGCAGUCUGGAUAAGGAAAACAAGAAUUAUAAAACCCUGCAGAAUACCUCGUGUGUGAAUGAAUGGUCAAUUAAUGAAAUUCAAAGAAGCAUGGAAAGGUGCACAAAAUGUGGGCUUCACAUUUUGCAAACUGAUGACAGCAGAAUGUUACUUGAAAACAGCAAGAAAGAUGACUUUCAGAGAAGUCUUGGUUUGUCUGCCAAUGCAGAUAUUGAAUAUAGGCUUCCAGAAGAACUUUCUAGUAAAGAAUUAGGAAAUCAAGCUGUUGACAUGCUGCAGGUUGAAGAUAAUGGGUAUAGCGGGCAACCUCUACAGGACUACCCUGAUGUACAUAACAGGCUAUCCCUAGAGGAUGUUGACAGUUCAUCCUUGGAGGACUGUACUGAUGUGCAGAAUAAGCUGUGUCUAGAAGACAGCAGAGACAUGCACUACAGGCCUUUGUUAGAUGACAGUACUUUUCGUCAUGAUGGACCACUUGUGGGGGACAGUAACAACACAGCACAAGGGCUAACAUUAGAAGACAACAGCCUUACAUUUGAAAAGUUACUGCUGGUUGACAGUAGUUCUGAUUCAUCACUCGGAGGGAGCGACAGCAUCCCACAAUUUGAGAGUAAACACUUGCGCUGUGAAUGUGAUGAGGUAGCCUCUGAAGAUGACAGUUCUCAGAUUGAUGAUGAUGAUGAUGAUGCCUAUGAAACUCCUCAGGUUGAUGAUGAGGACAGUGAUGUCUACCACACUCCACAAGUUGACGAUGAUGAUCCCUAUGACACUCCUCAAGGUGAUGAUGAUUAUGAUACCUCACUGUUGGGAGAUGAUGAUACACCAGAGCCUGAUAAUGUUCCCUUAGGUUUUCCAGAGGAAAGAUGUGGUCCAAUAAAUCUGAGAGAAGAGAAUGGGUCUUUUCAAGACCUUCCAGCUAAUGCUGGAGAGAGGGGUGUAGAUCUGGCAGGUCUACCUGAGAGCAUAAGUACAGCUUCUGCAAGUGCCAGAACUUUGGAAAACUACCUUGAGAAGGAAAGGGAAAGACCAGGGAGCUUUGAAGAGAAGAAGCUAAAACUACCAGUUACUCUGGAGAGUGAAGGAAAUAAGGAGGGAGGCCUUAGUCCCUUACUAAAGAUGUAUGGGGCAGAAGUACAAAGAGAUAGAAAUGAAGAAGGUGAAAUGAAAGCAGAAAAUGACGCCUGUGAGGAUGAACCUGAAGGAACUGAGGAGGAGGAGGAGGAUUAUGAUUAUGACUACAUGGAUUAUGAUUAUGAUAGUUAUGACAACUCUGACACUGAUUCUGACAGUGAUGAAGAAAUCGAUAUUUUUUACUCACACCAUCGAUGUAAAAAUAUAGGUGACCAGCUGGACCAGCUGUUAACUCCUUUAGGACACGUAGAAAAUGGUGAUGAAAAUAAUCAAAAUAUUGAUGACUGUUACCGUUCUUUAAGCACUAUGGCAGGGGAUUGUUUGCAAUUCCAGUCCAAUGGUGGGAAUGGAAAACUGCCCUCUGGAAAAUGUAAAACUGUAUCAGAUGUUUCUGAGGAAAGAUGUGUUGCUCUUACACAUACAAGCAAAGAAGAAAGACAGCAAGAAAGAGACCAAGAGUGUGAGAAUUCUGUCAAGAGUAAGCAUGCGUCACAAGAUAUUAAUGAAUGUAAUCAGCCUGAAAAUGCCUUUGAUUCUAAAUGGGUGUCUUGUAAGAAUGAAGAAGAUAACAAAACACAGUUUAAGAUUCCAAGUUUUCAGUUUGUUGAUGAUACUGUGACAUCUGGUGCUAGAGUGACAGCCUUCCUAAACACGAAGCAAGCUACAGAUGAUGAUGAAAAAAUUCAGACAAAUUUGUUUCUUCCAGAAUGCUCUUUACCUAUUCAUAGCAUGGAUAGAAGCAAUACUGGUAUCAUGCCAGUGUUGCCUUCAAAUCAUGGGCAAAGACAAAAAGAAGUACUAUUUGUGGGGGAACAAAUGUUAAAUGAUAUGGCUGGUAUGGAACAACUGAAGGAAAGUGCAUCCCAAAUAGACAGUAAAUUCCUUGGACGUGUGUCUCAUGUGAGUGAUGGUGAUAAUCUGUGUUCACGUACUGAUCAAAUAGAACAAACCACAGAUAGGAAAAGCAGUCAAAUAAGUUUUGAAAUUCUUAAAGAAAAUACAAAUACAGUAAAUAUUACAAUGGAAAAUGAUAUUCAAGAGCUAAGUAAAAGUCCCAUUCAUAUCGAAAGCCUUGGGGAAAUAUUUGAUGCAUCAGUGAUUAAAGCUGAUAGAGAAACUCUUGUUUUAAGUAAAGAAAAAGUAAAUGCAGAUCAAGCUUUGCUUGAUACUGGAGGUGAUGUGAAAUCAGAUGACAUUAAGAGAUAUUUUAACCUUUCCUCUAUUAAGGAAUGUGCUACAGGUGGAAAAGCAGAAAGUAAUUCAGAAUUGGAUAAAGCUGAAUCCUGUUGCAUUAUAGAUAGGGAAAAGGGGAGAGAUCUGCAGAACGAAAAGGAAUUUCUGCUGAAGGACAUAACUGAUACAGGAGAAAUGCAUUCAAGUGAAUUAAACUCUCACAGUCGCUCCCUUCCCCUGAAAGUUACAGUAAAACCGAAAGAAAUUGAUAUGCCCAAGGAAACAGUUAUCUGGCAAAAGACUGUCAAUGUUCGUAAAGGCAGUUCAGAAAAUAACAGCAGCAAUGAUCAUGAAUUUGUCCUCAUAAAAGCAGAUGCUGCAGGAAGUAAUGAGAAUGCUAAAGAAUCCGGGGACGGGGUCGAAGCGGUACUUUCUGCGAAUCGCACCCAUGCUGCUGAUGUUUCUUCAGUAGCUCUGAGCAGCACGGGGGGUGGCUUGGUUAAUGUUGCCCAUGCAGAAUAUGAGGCAGUGAAGAACUCAAAGGGAGAGAAUUUCAUGGUCACUGAGACUUCUUCCUUUGCAAAUGGUUUUGAAAAGCAAAUGUCCAUGGAGUCAUUGCAAAAGGAAAUGGAAUCCUGCAAAGAUUUUCAAAUAAAGGAAGAUAUUUCACAAUUCCCGGAAAUAUCUGACACACUAAUGGAAGACCUAAAGAAUAUAUUGCAAAGCAAAUUGAAAAAAGGACAUGUUUAUUACAAGCAGGAGGGUGAACCCCUAAAUUACUCUGAUAUGAAAGUUUUAGUGCAAAAUUUGCUUACAAUGGUUAGAAGCACACAGCUUGGGAGUGACACAUCUCGUAAACCAGAUAUAAAGCAAGCAAGUGAUGAUCUCACAACCGCAUUAACGGUUACCAAACCAUGCGUAGAGCUGAAGGACUGUGAUGCUUUUUCACUGCUUUGGCUUGAUGGCAGAAGUCCUGACCUCCUUCGAGAUAUUCUGAAGCAGGAAUCCUGCAAACAAAAGAUGGAUGAUCCAGACGAAAUGAAGACUGAAUUAGACCAAGGAGUAAAGGCUUCUGUUCCAAAAUUUACUGCUUCUCAGCUUGGGCAGACUUUUCAAAUCUCAUCAGGAGAUGAAAGCACAUAUAAGUUAGAGGAGCUGAUAAGUGGUUUGCUUACAAGCUCACAAGUUGCUGGUGUCACCAUAGAAAAUGAUGAUAAAGGCAAAGUAGAUGGGCUUUGUACUCUUUUCUCAACAGAACAAUCAGGGUUUGGAUCAGAAAUUCCUAAAGAGAAUCCGAUGGAAGAUGAUACAGUUUUUGCUUUGAAAAGUGACCAGGAGCAUGAGAAGACAACCAGCCUUUCCAAAGGCUUGACUGAGCCUGUUUGCAAAACAAAAGAAGCAAUCCUAGAAGACAACCCAACUGGCAUGUUCAGUGGAGUACAGCAGUGUUUAAAGUUGAUGGAGAAACUGCAGAAGCAUUUGGCUGUGGUUCAAGAUAUGAAACGCUACCUAUAUAAUCAGCAGCCUAUUAGUAGCAACCUGGAAACACUGAAAGAUGAACUGGAACAAUUAGAGUCAUUUGAAUCGGAGCUGGCUACUUUUGCCAUUAUCCUAAAAAAAGAUAUGAAGCUGACAGAAGAGUUUUUAAGGCUUUCUCAUGGAGAUGUUUGCAAAGAGAAACUUAAAGAGCUAAAGAUAAGCUAUGACUGUUUGCAGGAAGCAUUUUUGGAGGUCUGUGAUAUGUCUUCAAAACGGGCAAAACAAAUAAUCUGUGCUGUUGACUCUGAAAUGUCUAAGCUUGCAGUUUUACACCAGCAACUUUUAAGCAAACUGCAGAGCUAUUCGGACUGGAUCACAGAAAAAAGUAAAGUUGUGAGUGACUUCAUAGUGAACACUAAUGAUAUAGAAGACAUGAAGCAAAGUUUACAACUCCUCAAGAACACUGCUGCAGAGCUUGGCGGUACAAAAAUGCAGUUGGAGUCCACUGCGUUUGAUGUUCAGUUCUUCAUUUCUGAACAUGCCCAAGAUCUUUCUCCUAAUCAGAGCAAACAGCUGCUGAGGCUCUUAAAUGCCACCCAGAAAUCUUUUCAGGAAGUACAGGAAGCAAUAACAUCUCAAAUGGAAAGUUUAGAGACUCAGUUACAGGCAGCGCAAGAACUGGGUGAUCAGAAGGAUGUGGCCGAACGGCAACAGGAAUGCAAAGAGAAGCUGCAGGAAAUGUGUGAUUUGCUUACGCAGACUGAAAAUCGAAUAAUUGGACACCAAGAGUCUCUUGUUAUUGGAGAUAGCAAGGCUGAGUUAGAACAUUACCAGACCAAGCAGGAGGAAAUACAAAAAGACAUGAGAGAGAGUACACAGGCAUUGGCAGAGAUUGUGAAAAAUACUGAAAUGUUCCUGAAAGAGAAUGGAGAAAAGUUGUCACAAGAAGACAAGACUAUUCUUGAACUGAAACUAAAUGAAGCUAAAACAAAGUGUUUGCUCCUUAGCCAGAAGGCAGAAGAGUCCAAAAAAGAACUGGAUAAAGCUAUGACAACAGCAAUUAAGCAGGAAACAGAAAAGGUUGCAGCCAUAGAACAGCUGGAAGAGAGUAAAAAUACGAUAGAAAAUCUCUUGGAUUGGUUAUCAAAUGUGGACAAAGAAGCGGAGCACGGCAGGAGGCUUAAGCAGGUGAUAGAACAGAACGGGACACACUUUGAAGAAGGAGAUGUGAAAGCUUUGGAAGGAGAGGAGGACGAUGUCAAUGGCAAUCUGCUGGAGCUUCAGCAAGACAUUGAAACUCAGGUGGAUGGUCUAGUGAAAAGCACAGAAGACAAUCUGAACCAGCAGUAUCAGAGGGUCAAGGCUCAACAUGAGAAAAUUAUUUCCCAGCAGCAGGCUGUCAUAAUAGCAACUCAGUCUGCCCAGGCUCUGCUUGAGAAACAAGGCCACUACCUUUCCCCUGAAGAAAAAGACAAGAUGCAAAGGAACAUGAAAGAGCUGAAGGCUCAAUAUGAGACUGCUUUAGCAGAAUCAGAAAGGAAGAUGAAGUUAACUCAUUCCCUGAGGGAAGAACUUGAGAAAUUCGAUGCAGACUACAGUGAAUUUGAAACCUGGCUGCAGCAGUCAGAACAAGAACUUGGUAAUUUGGAGGCUGGUGCUUCUGACUUCAGUGGUAUUAUGAUCAAACUGAAAAGGCAAAAGAGUUUCUCUGAAGAUGUUAUAUCUCACAAAGGUGAUUUACGGUAUAUUACAAUUUCUGGACAAAGAGUUUUAGAUGCUGCAAGGUCUUGUAGCAAAAGAGAUGGUGUUAAGGUUGACAAAGAUGGUAUUGAUACUUCAGCUACUUAUAUGGAAGUGCAGAAUAAACUGGAUAGUGCUUCAGAUCGCUUCAAAUCUCUCUAUACUAAGUGUAGCAUCCUUGGAAAUAACCUUAAAGACCUGGCAGAUAAAUACCAGCAUUAUGAAGAUGCCUCGUCUGGACUUUUGUCAGGUCUCCAGGCCUCUGAAAUAGCUGUGAACAAACAACUGUCUGAGCCAAUUGCAGUGGAUCCCCAAAAUCUCCAAAGACAGCUAGAAGAAACCAAGGUUCUUCAGGGACAAGUGUCUAAUCACCAAAUUGCUGUAGAAAAACUGAAAAAAGCUGCUGAAGUGCUUCUGGAUACAAGGGGGGAGUUGAUACCAGACAAAGAAAAGAUCCAGAAAACAUUGGACGACAUUGUGGACAGAUAUGACAAUUUAUCAAAGUCCGUGAACGAAAGGAAUGAGAAGCUCCAGAUAACUCUGACACGAUCCCUAAGUGUGCAGGAUGGUUUGAAUGAAAUGCUCGAUUGGAUGGAAGGUGUUGAAAAGAGCCUUGAAGAACAAGGUCAAGUGCCUUUGAAUUCUGCUGCUAUUCAGGAUAUCAUUAGUAAAAGCAUUAUGCUAGAGCAAGAUAUUGCAGGUCGCCAAAGCAGUAUAAACACUAUGAAUGAAAAAGUGAAGAAGUUCAUGGAAACAGCAGAUCCAUCCACUGCAUCCUCACUGCAAGCUAAAAUGAGUGAACUUGCAGGGCGGUUUUCUGAAGCAAGUAACAAGCAUAAAGAGAAGCUUGUGAAAAUGGAGGAGUUGAAGACUAAAGUGGAGUUGUUUGAAGGUCUGUCAGAAAAACUUCAGACGUUUUUAGAUGAGAAAAACCAGGCUUUCAGUGAGACUGAGGCACCAAGAAAGGAUGUUAGUGAAGUGUCUCAGUAUAUGCAGGAAGCUAGUAUAGAACUGGCACAGCAUAAGAAAGAUCUGGAAGUUUUGCAGCAGCUUCUUGAAGAACUUUCGUUCCAUGCUCUUCCUGGGGAUAAAGCAUCGGUACUAGAAAAAGUAAAUGCUUUGUCAAAGAAAUUCAGGGAGGUAGAGGAGACAUUAAAGGAAAAAGAAGAGGAUGUAUCAUCUUGUCAGAAACAAAUGGAUACUUUUGAGCUCCUUGUAGAAUCUUUAAAGAAAUGGAUAAAAGAGACAACAGAAAGAAUUCCAGCAGCACGACCCUCACUGAAUACGGAGGAGUUAAAGAAACCUUUGGAAAAUACUCUGAAUUUAAAAGAUGAAUGGACUUUAAAAGCCCCUGAACUACAGAAAAUGAAUAGCAGCGGAACAGUGUUAUGCAAUCUAAUUACUGCUGUUACUUCUCCUGCAAAAACAAGAGCAGCUGCAAAAUCAGGUGGAACAAUGUUAAAUGGUGAAGGAGGAGCUCCAGGUACUCAGGAUUUUCUGAAAAAUAAAGAACUGUCAACUGUUCAACAAGCCAUGUCUGAUGUAAAUCACAGUUAUGAAGAUUUGGGAGUUUUAUUGAAGGAAAAGAUUUCAGAACUAGAAAGUAUGCUUACAAAAAUGCAAAAUAUUCAGGAAGAAUCAACCUCAGUGAUGCAGUGGUUACAGAAAAUGGACAAAACUGCAUCAGACUGGGAAGCUGCUCCAACUGAUAGUGAGGCUGUUAAAGCCCAAGUUGAGCAACAUAAGCUGUUUGAAACUGAAUUAAAGCAAAGUGAGAAUAAAGUGCAGGAAUUAAAGGACAAAGUGACAGAGCUGUUAGAGAAGAACCCGGACUCUCCUGAGGCACCCAAAUGGAGACAAACGCUGGAUAAAAUAGAUUCUAAAUGGAAAGAGCUCAAUCAAGUUGCAUCUGAGAGACAACAAAAACUGGAAGAGUCUUCAAAUUACCUGAUCCAGUUCCAGACAGCGGAAGCUCAGUUAAAGCACUGGCUUGUAGAAAAGGAGCUGAUGGUCAGUGUGCUGGGACCACUAUCAAUUGAUCCAAAUAUGCUGAAUACGCAAAAGCAACAGGUCCAGAUUCUGCUUAAAGAGUUUGACACCAGAAAGCCGCAAUAUGAACAGUUAGCUACAGCUGGUGAAGGGAUCCUGAAGAGGCCUGGUGAACAUCCCCCCUCUCAUGAAGUCGUAAAAGAGCAACUGGCAGCUGUGGCACAAAAAUGGGACAGUCUAACUGGCCAACUGAGUAACAGAUGUGACCGAAUUGACCAAGCCAUUGGGAAAAGCACAGAGUACCAAAGCCUGCUCAGAAGUCUGUCUGAUAAGCUAAGUGCCUUGGAUAGCAAACUAAGCAGCAGCCUGGCUGUGAGCACACAACCUGAUGCUGUGAAACAACAGUUGGAAACUGCUAGAGAAAUGAAGGAGGAAAUAGAACAGGAAAUGAAGAAUAUAAAUGCGGCUCAAGCUCUUUGUGAAGAACUAUCAACGCUGGUUGGAGAAGAAUAUUUGAAAGCAGAACUGACAAGACAGUUAGACGGCAUCAUAAAAUCAUUUAAGGAUAUUGAGCAAAAAUCUGAUAACCAUGUUCAGCAGCUUCAGUCAGCGUAUGCCACUUCUCAUCAGUUUCAGCAAAUGUCUGAAGACUUUCAGACCUGGCUAGACAAAAAGAAAGAAGAGCUUAACCAGGCUCGUCCUAUAUCAGCCAAACUUGAUGCCUUGCAGUCACUAAUUGAAGAACAGAAAGAUUUUAAGAAGACUCUGUCCGAUCAGAUUAGUUCAUAUGAAAAAAUUGUUGCAGAAGGGGAGAGUAUCUUGCAGAAGACUCAAGGAGCUGACAAGGCAUUACAGUCUCAAAUUGCCACACUCAAAAGUAACUGGGAUGAAAUGAAUAAGCAGGUAAAAGAAAGGCAAGAUAAAUUAACAGAUUGUCUGGAGAAAGCCCUGCAGUACAAGCAGCAUGUAGAAAAUCUGCAGCCGUGGAUAGAGAAAUGUCAAAGCAACCUGUGCGAAGUAAAAGUUGGCAUAAACCCUGCUGAAAUAGAGAAUACUAUUGUUCAGGUGAAGGCCUGGCAGAAGGACCUGGAUAAACACCAUGGCAUGGUGGAGCUCUUAAACAAUACUGCUGAAAGUUUGCUCAGUGCAAGUCAAACAGAUAAAGAAGCUGUUAAAGAGGAGACUAAGGCACUUAAUAAGAAAGUGAAAACGGUCACAGAACAAUUGCAUAAGAAGAGAGAGUGCUUGGAAAACAUGGCACAAAGGCUGAAAGAGUUUCAGGAAUCAUCCAGGGAAACUGAGAAACAGCUUAAAAGUGCCAAGGAGCAUCUGGAAGCUCAUGAUGCGCUUGGACCUCAGUCAUUCAGUAACAAACACCUGACAAUGAUGCAGACCCAGCAGAAAGCCUUACAGACUUUAAAGCCUCAUGUCGAUUUAGCAAAAAAGCUUGCCCAAGAGCUGGUGGUUGAAGCUUCUGAUUCAGCAGGUGUUUCUGACCUUUUGCUCCAAGCUGAAUCCUUAGAGCAAGAAUACAGUGCAGUGAAUCAGCAGGUUGAAGAGAGGUGCUCAUUCUUGGAGACGAAACUUCAGGGAAUUGGCCAUUUCCAAAACAGCAUCCGAGAGAUGUUCUCUCAGUUUGCAGAGUUUGAUGAUGAGCUUGACAGCAUGGCUCCAGUGGGGAGAGACCUUGAUAUACUGCAGGUACAGAGAGAGGAUAUAAAAUGUUUUCUGAAAAAGCUGGAAGACCUUAUAAUGAAUAAUGAGAAUGCUAAUAAAAACUGCAAAAUGAUGCUAGCCACGGAAGCUGAAGCUUCUCCUGACCUUAUUGGUAUAAAAAGAGAUUUGGAAGCUUUAAAUAAACAGUGCAACAAAUUACUCGACAGAGCAAAAGCCAGGGAAGAUCAAGUGGAGGGGACCAUUAGCCGUGUUGAGGAGUUUUACAGUAAGUUGAAAGAGUUUUCCAGCCUGCUUGGGAAAGCUGAAGAACAUGAAGAGUCACAAGGUCCUGUUGGAAUGGAAACAGAAACUAUCAAUCAGCAGCUGACUACAUUUAAGGUAUUCCAGAAAGAUGAAAUUGAACCACUGCAAGUAAAACAACAGGAGGUAAAUUGGUUAGGUCAAGGCCUUAUUCAAAGCGCUGCUAAAAGCACCAGCACAGAGAACCUUGAACAUGACCUUGAAGAUGUUAACACCCGAUGGAAGACUCUUAAUAAGAAGGUUGCCCAGCGUGCUGCACAAUUGCAGGAAGCCCUCCUUCACUGUGGGAGAUUUCAGGAUGCCCUUGAAUCUCUGCUUAGCUGGCUCAUUGAUACAGAAGACCUUGUGGCUAAUCAGAAGCCGCCAUCUGCUGAAUUUAAAGUUGUGAAAGCCCAGAUACAAGAACAGAAACUUCUCCAGAGGUUGCUGGAUGACCGCAAGCCCACUGUUGAAGUAAUCAAGCGUGAAGGGGAGAAAAUUGCAGAGUCAGCAGAACCUGCUGAUAAAGUGAAAAUCUUGAAACAGUUGAGUUUCCUGGAUAGUCGAUGGGAUGCGUUGCUCAGUAAAGCUGAAACAAGGAACCGUCAGUUGGAAGGUAUCUCCGUGGUGGCACAGCAGUUCCAUGAAACUCUGGAACCGCUGGUCGAGUGGCUGACUGCCACCGAGAAGAGGCUUGCAAAUGCUGAACCCAUUGGAACACAGGCCUCCAAACUCCAACAGCAGAUUGUUCAGCAUAAAGCCCUAGAAGAUGACAUCCUAGCUCACAAUAAGAGUUUACACCAGGCCAUUAGCUUUGGUCAAUCUCUAAAAACUAUGAGCUCCAGGGAAGAUAAAGAUAUGGUGCAGGAAAAGCUAGAUUCUUCCCAAGUCCGAUACAUUGAAAUUCAAGAGAAGAGCAACAGCAGGUCUGAGCUCCUCCAGCAAGCUUACUGCAAUGCUCAGAUUUUUGGGGAGGAUGAAGUUGAAUUGAUGAACUGGCUGAAUGAAGUCCAUGAUAAACUGAGCAAACUGUCAGUCCAAGAUUACAACACAGACUUGCUUGAGAAACAGCACUCUGAACUACUGGAACUUCAAGAAGAGAUUCUUCUUAGAAAACAAAAUGUUGAUCUGGCUAUACAAAAUGGCUUAGAGCUCCUCAAGCAAACAACAGGUGAUGAAGUUGUAAUAAUUCAAGAUAAACUGGAAGGCAUUAAAGCAAGGUACAAAGACAUUACAAAACUGAGUUCUGACGUAUCCAAGACCUUAGAGCAGGCUCUGCAGCUAGCAAGUCAGCUACACUCAACCCAUGAGGAACUCUCCAAAUGGCUUGACAAAGUAGAAGUGGAGUUACUCUCAUACGAAACUCAGAUACCAAAGGGUGAAGAAUUAAGCCAAGCACAAGAAAGACAAAAAGAACUGAAGAAGGAAGCGAAGAACAACAGAGGCUUGUUGGAUACUCUGAAUGAAGUCAGCAGCGCCUUCCUGGAGCUGGUGCCGUGGCGGGCCAGAGAGGGGCUCGACAAGAUGAUAACGGAGGACAACGAACGGUACCGAUUAGUGAGCGACACUAUCUCUCAGAAGGUGGAUGAGAUUGAUGCUGCCAUCCUGAGGUCCCAGCAGUUUGAUCAAGCAGCUGAUGCUGAAUUAGCCUGGAUUGCAGAAACAGAAAAGAAACUGAUGUCUCUGGGUGAUAUUAGGCUUGAGCAAGACCAGACCACUGCUCAGCUACAAGUUCAAAAGGCAUUCACCAUGGAGAUUUUGAGGCACAAAGAUACUAUAGAUGAACUUGUAAAAUCCGGGGAUAAGAUUAUGAACUCAUGCGCUGAAGAAGAGAAAGAGACCAUGAAGAAAAAACUGGAAAGCCUCUUACAGAGAUACGAUACAGUCUGUCAAAUGAACUCUGAGAGAAACCUCCAGCUGGAACGUGCUCAGUCCCUGGUUAACCAGUUCUGGGAGACUUAUGAAGAGCUUUGGCCGUGGUUAACUGAAACAGAAAUGGUCAUCUCUCAGCUUCCUGCCCCAGCUCUUGAAUAUGAAACUUUAAAGCAACAACAAGAAGAGCAUCGGCAACUGCGUGAGCUGAUCGCUGAGCAUAAGCCUCAUAUAGAUAAGAUGAACAAAACUGGGCCUCAGUUGCUGGAGCUGAGCCCAGGAGAAGGCUUUUCUAUCCAAGAGAAAUACGUGGCAGCUGACACCCUUUACAGUAAAAUUAAGGAAGAUGUCAAAAAGCGAGCACUGGCGCUGGAUGAAGCCAUUUCUCAGUGUACCCAGUUCCAUGACAAGAUAGAUCCAACUCUUGAGAGUCUCAAGCGCAUAGUUGAACGUCUGAGGCAGCCACCUUCGAUCUCAGCAGAGGUUGAGAAGAUUAAAGAGCAGAUCAGUGAAAAUAAGAAUGUUUCAAUGGAUCUGGAAAAACUUCAACCAGUAUAUGAGACGCUUAAGCAGCGAGGGGAGGAAAUGAUUGCUCGUUCAGAAGGAACUGAUAAGGAUAUAUCUGCUAAAGCUGUUCAAGAUAAACUGGACCAAAUGGUCCUCAUUUGGGAAGAUAUCCAGACCUUGACUGAGGAAAGAGAGGCCAAAUUGUUGGAUGUAAUGGAACUAGCUGAAAAGUUCUGGUGUGAUCAUAUGGCUCUAGUAGCAACUAUUAAAGAUACUCAAGACUUCAUUCGAGAAUUGGAGGGACCUGGAGUCGACCCAUCUGUAGUCAAGCAACAGCAAGAAGCUGCAGAGGCUGCUAAAGAAGAAAUUGAUGGACUUCAAGAGGAGCUAGAAACAGUUGUAAACCUUGGCUCUGAACUUAGAGCUGCUUGUGGAGAGCCUGACAAACCUAUUGUCAACAAGAGUAUAGAUGAGCUGAAUUCUGCCUGGGAUGCCUUAAACAAAACAUGGAAAGAACGGGUAGACAAGCUUGCAGAAGCCAUGCAGGCAGCUGUUCAAUACCAGGAUGGACUGCAGGCAAUAUUUGACUGGGUGGACAUUGCUGGCAGCAAGUUAGCAUCUAUGUCCCCAGUUGGAACAGAUCUGGAGACAGUGAAGCAGCAAACAGAGGAACUUAAGCAAUUUAAGACAGAAGCUUAUCAGCAGCAGAUAGAAAUGGAAAGACUGAACCACCAGGCAGAACUAUUGCUGAAGAAGGUAACAGAGGAAAGUGAGAGGCACACUGUUCAAGACCCUCUCUCAGAGCUCAAAUUAAUGUGGGACAACCUGGAAGAAAAAAUUAUCAAUAGACAGCACAAGCUGGAGGGUGCCUUGUUAGCCUUGGGGCAGUUCCAGCAUGCCCUGGAUGAGUUACUGACGUGGCUGACGCACACAGAAGAUUUGCUGAAUGAACAGAAACCUGUGGGUGGAGACCCCAAGGCUAUUGAAAUUGAACUUGCCAAACAUCAUGUGCUGCAAAAUGAUGUUUUAGCUCAUCAGUCUACGGUGGAAGCAGUUAAGAAAGCAGGAAACGACUUGAUUGAAUCAAGUGCUGUUGAAGAAGCAAGUAAUUUACGGAGCAAGUUGGAACUUUUGAAUCAGCGCUGGCAAAAUGUGUUGAAAAAAACAGAACAAAGGAAACAGCAGCUGGACAGUGCCUUGAUCCAGGCCCAAGGUUUCCAUGGUGAAGUUGAAGAUAUGCAGCAAUGGCUGACAGACACUGAACGUCAGCUGUUGGCAUCAAAACCUGUUGGAGGCUUACCAGAAACAGCAAGAGAGCAGCUUAAUACCCAUAUGGAACUUUGUGCUGCCUUUGAAGCCAAAGAAGAGACAUAUAAGUGUCUGAUGCAGAAAGGCCAGCAGAUGCUUGCAAGAUGCCCAGAAUCUGCUGAAACGAACGUCGAGCAGGACAUAAAUAACUUGAAAGAAAAAUGGGAAUCGGUACAAACAAAGCUCAGUGAAAGAAAAACCAAACUGGAAGAAGCCCUCAGUUUAGCAAUGGAGUUCCACAACUCACUUCAAGACUUCAUCAACUGGCUUACUCAGGCUGAGCAAACUCUAACUGCAGCUUCUCGGCCAAGUCUUAUCUUGGAUACUGUCUUGUUUCAAAUUGAUGAACACAAGGUUUUUGCCACAGAAGUGAAUUCUCAUCGAGAUCAGAUCAUAGAGCUGGACAAAACUGGAACCCAUUUAAAAUAUUUCAGCCAGAAACAAGAUGUUGUCCUUAUUAAGAAUCUGCUUAUUAGUGUACAGAGUAGAUGGGAAAAAGUAGUUCAACGCUUAGUUGAAAGGGGAAGAGCUUUGGAUGAUGCAAGGAAAAGAGCCAAACAGUUCCAUGAAGCCUGGCACAAACUUAUGGAAUGGUUAGAAGAAUCAGAGAAAUCUUUGGACUCAGAGCUCGAAAUUGCAAAUGACCCUGACAAAAUAAAGAUGCAGCUUGCACAGCAUAAGGAAUUCCAGAAAUCACUUGGUGCCAAACAUUCUGUGUAUGAUACCACAAAUAGGACUGGACGCUCCUUGAAAGAGAAAACCACUUUGGCUGAUGACAAUUUGAAACUAGAUGAUAUGCUGAGUGAACUAAGAGAUAAAUGGGAUACAAUCUGUGGAAAAUCAGUAGAAAGACAAAAUAAACUGGAGGAAGCCCUGUUGUUUUCUGGACAAUUUACUGAUGCUUUGCAAGCUCUCAUUGACUGGUUAUACAAAAUUGAGCCUCAGCUAGCAGAAGAUCAGCCAGUACAUGGUGACAUUGAUUUAGUGAUGAACCUGAUUGACAAUCACAAGGUUUUCCAGAAGGAGCUGGGAAAAAGAACAAGCAGUGUGCAGGCUCUGAAGCGCUCUGCCAGAGAGCUGAUAGAAGGCAGUCGUGAUGACUCUUCCUGGGUCAAAGUCCAAAUGCAAGAGCUAAGCACUCGCUGGGAGACAGUUUGUGCCCUGUCAGUAUCCAAGCAAACACGACUGGAACAAGCUCUCCGGCAGGCAGAAGAAUUCCACUCUGUGGUUCAUGUUCUUUUGGAGUGGCUGGCAGAGGCUGAGCAGGCUCUUCGUUUCCAUGGGGUCCUUCCAGAUGAUGAAGAGGCUUUACGUACACUAAUAGAGCAGCACAGGGAAUUCAUGAAGAAACUGGAAGAGAAAAAGGCAGAACUGAAUAAAGCAACAGGUAUGGGAGAAGCUAUCCUGGCUAUCUGCCACCCAGAUUCCAUCACCACCAUUAAGCACUGGAUAACAAUAAUCAGAGCCAGGUUUGAAGAGGUAUUAGCAUGGGCUAAACAACAUCAACAGAGACUGGCAGGAGCUCUGGCUGGACUUAUUGCUAACCAGGAGCUGCUGGAAGCUUUGUUGUCCUGGUUGCAGUGGGCAGAGACUACACUUAAUGAAAAAGAUAAAGAAGUUAUCCCCCAGGAGAUUGAGGAUGUUAAAGCGCUCAUAGCUGAGCAUCAGACUUUCAUGGAGGAAAUGACCAGAAAACAACCUGAUGUGGAUAAAGUCACAAAGACCUAUAAAAGAAAGGCACUUGAACCCGCUCCAGUACAAUCUCAUAUUCCUGUCCUUGAUAAGGGGAGAGCAGGAAGAAAGCGUUCCCCAACACCAGGCAUUUAUCCAUCAGCAACCCAGACACAAAUUGAAACCAAAAAUCCAAGGGUAAACCUUUUAGUCAGCAAAUGGCAGCAAGUCUGGCUUCUGGCCUUGGAAAGAAGAAGAAAACUUAAUGAUGCUUUGGACAGACUUGAAGAGCUGAAAGAAUUUGCCAACUUUGAUUUUGAUAUUUGGAGGAAAAAAUAUAUGCGGUGGAUGAACCAUAAGAAGUCUCGUGUGAUGGACUUCUUUAGGAGGAUUGAUAAAGAUCAGGAUGGAAAGAUAACAAGACAGGAAUUCAUUGAUGGAAUUCUUUCUUCAAAAUUCCCAACUAGCCGACUUGAAAUGAGUGCUGUUGCAGACAUUUUUGAUAGAGAUGGUGAUGGAUAUAUUGACUACUAUGAAUUUGUAGCAGCUCUUCAUCCAAACAAGGAUGCUUACAAGCCUCUCACAGAUGCUGACAAAAUUGAAGAUGAGGUUACAAGGCAGGUAGCUAAAUGUAAAUGUGCAAAGCGAUUUCAAGUGGAACAGAUUGGAGAUAACAAGUACAGGUUCUUCCUGGGAAAUCAGUUUGGUGACUCUCAACAACUGCGGCUUGUUCGUAUCCUAAGAAGUACAGUCAUGGUUCGUGUUGGAGGUGGCUGGAUGGCACUUGACGAGUUCUUGGUGAAAAAUGAUCCUUGCAGGGUUCAUCAUCACGGGAGUAAAAUGUUACGUUCGGAAUCAAACUCUUCAAUUACCACUCAGCCUACUAUAGCUAAAGGGAGGACAAACGUGGAGCUGCGUGAAAAGUUCAUUUUGGCAGAUGGUGCCAGUCAGAGCAUGGCAGCUUUCCGACCGAGGGGCCGUAGAUCACGACCCUCUUCAAGGGGUGCUUCUCCCAACAGAUCUACAUCGUUGUCAAGUCAGGCUGGCCAGGCAGCAGCCCCACAAGCGGUUGCUACGAGUACACCCAAGACACCCCAUCAUUUAACACGCAACUAUGGUAAGCCAUGGUUGACAAACAGCAAAACGUCAACUCCUUCUAAGCCACCAGAAUCUUCAGACUAUCAAGGGUCAUCUGCAGAGGGAACACCAAUUCAAGGAAGUAAACUCAGACUGCCAGGGUAUCUAUCAGGGAAGAGUUUCCACUCUGGAGAAGACAGCGGCAUACUGUCAAAAGCAGCUACCAGAGUCAGAGCUCAGUUUGCAGAAACCAGAAGAACUCCAAGUAGACCUGGAAGCCGAGCAGGAAGCAAGGCUGGCAGCAGGUCAAGUAGCCGCCGAGGCAGUGAUGCAUCUGACUUUGACAUUUCAGAAAUCCAGUCUGUAUGCUCAGAUAUGUCAGAGACUGUUCCUGCUACAAGCAGACCGACACCCCGAGCAGGUUCUCGGCCAGGAUCAGCCAAGCCUUCUAAAAUUCCAACUCCCCAAAGAAGGCCACUAGCCAGCAAAUUGGACAAGUCCUUGAAGAGAUAAUAUGAUUGGCUCCAUAAAGGUCUUUUCCUUUUGCAUUAAGUAUUUAAGUUUGUAAGAUGUAAAAUAUUAUGUAGAAAUUAUUGUGAAAUAUCGCAAGAGGUGGAUUUUUAAUUCUGCAGAUGGCCUUAUUUGUGUAUUUGUCUUCUUAUUUUAUGUGUAUAAUUUUUGUCAGAUUUGUUUUUUGUUUAUGCCAUAUCCUAUGAGAAGGGGGGAGAGUUUUAAUGUAAACUAACAAUUGUACACAGUAAUGUGUAGAAAGUACACUAAAAAUAAUUACAGAAUGUACAGUGUACUGAAUGUACAGUAAGUCUCUGCAACCUGAAAAAAAUAGGUCUAUCACUAUGUCAUUAGUCAACAGUAACGGAUACCUCAUGAUUUUUCUUUAAAAAAGAAAAAAAGAAAAAGCCAAAAGACACAAUUACACAUUUUGAUCUAACUAAACAAACACUAAAGGAUGUAUGUCAGAAGUACUAAGGAAUACAAGAACACAUUCACAAUACCCUUAUUUAUACAGCUCUCUCAGAGAACUCACAGAGUUAAUUAAGCACUUGCCAGUAAUAUGAUACUCCAAUACUUUGCAGCAUUUCUGUGCCAUUGCUUUCAGUGAGGCCAGACACAUUCUGGAUAUUUGAACUAUUAUUCUGUAAGAAUAUCAAUAUAAAGUGCAUUCAUGUAAAUGUGAGGUUUUCUUUUGCUUGAGUGGAUGGUAGCACUGUAUCAUUGAACUCAUUUUGUAUCAAAGCAAUUUUGCUUGCAGAAAGCUCUGAAAUAAACAUGUCCCUUAACUUUA
Molecule: messenger RNA, 24410 nt
Organism: Rhea pennata
Lineage: Eukaryota; Metazoa; Chordata; Aves; Rheiformes; Rheidae
Gene: DST
Product: dystonin
Exons: 104
Coding region: 32-23620 (7862 amino acids)
Biological process (GO): wound healing; intermediate filament bundle assembly
Cellular component (GO): cytoskeleton; cell junction; cytoplasm
Molecular function (GO): structural molecule activity; calcium ion binding; microtubule binding
Source: RefSeq, a predicted model, not a curated record